Molecule: messenger RNA, 4280 nt
Organism: Gaeumannomyces tritici R3-111a-1
Lineage: Eukaryota; Fungi; Ascomycota; Sordariomycetes; Magnaporthales; Magnaporthaceae
Product: WD repeat-containing protein 44
Exons: 4
Coding region: 103-3939 (1278 amino acids)
Molecular function (GO): protein binding
Source: RefSeq, a predicted model, not a curated record
CGAGUUUGAUUUAAUUUUCUCCGCUGGAGGCGCGGCUUGGAUAGACUCGCGUGCGCCUUGUGUCGGCGAGAUCAACUCGCCCAUCUCCUUAGCCGUUUCUCCAUGGCCAACUUGGGCGGGCGCGCCCACCACAAUGUCAAGAUGGCCCUGACGGCGGAGGACCCUCGAGUCGAGGUGAACGGCCAUGCUCUCCAGCAGCCGCCGCAGGUCUUUGUCACCUCGCCAUCCCCAAGCGAGACGCCGCCGCUCGCCGAUUCGGGUCAUCUACCCCCCGCGAACCUCGAUGGCACACACCCUGACAACUCUAAAUCCGUCUCCCUCCCCAAGACGCCCACGAAAGCGACUACAAAGGCCCCACGAUCCGACGAAUUUCACUACUCCCCGGGUGCCGUCACCCCGUCUUCCGCCAAGGAUGCUGCCGACGAAGACAGCCGGCCGAAGGGCGCCCAGAACGGCCAGGUCGAGGUCCCGUCCAGACCGUCGCUCCCCGUCACCCCAGCACGUAGCAGCUCGACCAUAGAUCCCUUGUCACAGCACAUCGUCCUCCGAACCAACACGGAUCGCACAAUCUCCUCGAGGCUACGGAGCCAAACCCUGCGACCCGAUAAUUCAUCUGCGUCCGAAGGUCUUGGAUCGAGCGGCGACGGCCAGCUUAGGCCCCCAAACUCCGAUGCCCCAGAGAAGAAGAAGACCCGUGUCUCCUUUCUCAGUCGGCUCAGCAUGCGCGGAAGCAAGAAGAAGGGCGACCGCGACGGCGACGACAACGGCUCGGAGCCUAGCGACCAGCGACCCGACGGUAACAAUGCCCGAGUAUUUUCGACCGUCGGUGCCGGCGGCUUCAUACCGCAUCAUAAGGAGCCUCCUCGCUACAUCCGCACGAAGGCUCACAACAAGAAAAACCGAGAGUUCAACCGCAUGUUUUUGGCACAGGAGCUGAUCGGCACAAGACCGCCCAAGGAUAGCGGCGGACCGAACCCGGCCACGGUGGACGCGGCUAAGACACCCCUCGUCACAGUCUCGUCGGCCGACGGUAUGGGCAGGACGGUGGCGAAAACGGGCGGGGCCAUCUGGGCGACCGAGUUCAGCCGAGACGGCAGGUUCCUGGCAGCAGCAGGCCGGGACAUGGUGGUGCGGGUAUGGGCGGUGAUCUCGACGCACGAGGAGCGGCGCAUGCACGAGGAAGACGAGGAGGCGACUCGCGGCGCCGCUGGCGGGGAGAGGCUUAGCGCGCCCGUGUUUCGGGAGAAGCCUGUGCGCGAGUUCGAGGGCCACACGGGCGAGAUCCUGGACCUGAGCUGGAGCAAGAACAACUUCCUGCUGUCGACGUCGAUGGACCGAACAGUGCGCCUGUGGCACGUCAGCCGCCGCGAAUGCCUGUGCAGCUUCCGCCACAGCGAAUUCGUCAGCAAGGUCGCCUUCCACCCGCUCGACGACCGCUUCUUCCUCGCCGGCUGCCUCGAUGCCACCCUGAGGUUAUGGAGCAUCCCCGACAAGGCGGUGGCGUUUUCGGCCGAGACGGCGGACCUCAUCACCGCCGUGGCCUUCUCGCCCGACGGCUCGGUGGCCAUGGCGGGAAUGCUCAGCGGCAUCUGCAACUUCUACGAGACCCAAGGUCUCAAGCUGCAGUCGCAGCUGCACGUACGCUCGUCGCGCGGCAAGAACGCCAAGGGCAGCAAGAUCACGGGCAUCCAGACGGCGGAGCUCUCCGGGAGCAGCACGGGCGACAAGGUCAAGGUGCUGAUAACGUCAACUGAUGCGCGUGUGCGCAUCUACAAUCUGCGCGACAAGACGCUGGACGCCAAGUUCAAGGGACACGACCACGCUGUUGGGCAGCUUUGCGCGAGCUUCAGCGACGACGGCAGCUAUGUAAUCUGCCCCAGCGAAGAUCGCAAGACUUUUAUAUGGAGCCUCGGCCGGCCGCCUCCUGGUGCUGCUGGGGCCGAGGACGGCGCGAGUGGGGGUCAAAACGGUUCGCAGACGGGUGGAGGAGGGGUGGACAACCUGAAGGGUGAUAAAGGGCCAUGCGAGUGCUUCUCGGCACAUGCCGCCGUCGUCACGACGGCCAUAUUCGCGCCGACACGGACGCGGCAGCUGCUGGGGAAUAGCGGCGAUCCGGUUUAUGAUUUGUGCAACCCGCCGCCAGUGACGUUGGUGUCGAUGGGUGAGGCAGAGGAGGCAGCCGCCGCCGCGCGCUCUCCGCCGCCGUCUGUUGUGUCUCACGAAGCCGCCGCUCACAACCACAGCCAAACGGCCCUGUCCGAGGCGGGGCAGACAAUGGGCAGCAUGGCCAAAGCGAGGAAGGCGGAACAGUCGCCAGCGUACCUUGCGCGAUCAACACAUUACGACGGCAAUAUUAUCGUCACGUCAGACGAUGCAGGCAUUAUCAAGGUGUUCCGGCAGGACUGCGCCUUCAGGCGGCGCACUGACGGCUUUGAUACAGCCUCGGUCCUGAGCCGCCGGACUGGCAGCCUCGUUGGCCGUAGCGCGAGUAUUCUGACGCGGACUAGUGCUUCCAGCGGCGGCCCACGCUCGCGGCACGGCUCCAUGUCCACUCCCAUUGCGCCAGGAAGCGGCUUUGUUGCUAGCUCGGAUCAUAUCCUUUCGUGGCGAAGUGGGGUCGAGUCUGACGACAGAGCGGGUAGCGUCAGCAGUGUGGCCGGGUCGCCGGCGCUUAGCGACAGGGCUCCGAGAAGCGAACGCAGCAUCAGCCCAUCUAAGAGCAAUAGCGGGAGCCCCAACGCGAACCUUGCGAGCGAGCGGAGGCGGGAGCUCUACAUCCACAGCUCGCCUCUGGUGCCCAAGGACAGAAAGAAGGAUCUCGUUCUGAACAGCCCGGCGUCUAGCACGUUCAGCGGCGCUCGCGUCCCCGGCGGCCCCCCUGCUAUAUUUCUCAGAGACAAGCAGCGCGAUGGCCAUGACCAGAAGCCAGACGAAGCGGACACGAAUCAAACCCCAACGGAACCGCCAACCCCUGCAUUCUCGUUUGUUAUCGGAGACGACAGCAAUGACGCAGACCGCGCCGCUCCGAUGGCGAAACAUGAACAGCAGAGUAGCAACGCUGCAAAUGAGGCUGGUGAGGAGCAGACCCCUGUCACCGAGGCAGGUCCUCCUACCAAGGGUACGAAAGAACAGGCUGAAGGCGGUACUGGUCUGAUGUCAGCAACUGGGUUGUGGAGCAUCAAGUGGCCUCGUAUGCCCAAUCUGCGCAUGUCUAUUGGCAACAUUCCCGGGAUGGGAGGCGGUGGCUCAGGCAAGGACGGCGGCAGUCCUGGUCCAGGCGGCCAUGGUCGGGAUAGCAGCGACAUGACGGCAAAAGGGGACACGGAGGGCGAUGUCAAGCACAAGGACCAGGACAGGGACGCAAACGGAACCUCGGACAAGAAGUCUCGCACUCCGCUCUCGAACACGCCAGGGGACAGGCAAGGCAUUCUUGGAGGCGGGAGAUUGCGGCAAAAAUCGUCACCUGCUGUGACGCCUCCCCUAAAGUCUGUUGAGUUUGCUCUUGGCGACAGCGCCGACAGCGCCGCAGGCGCCAGGGAGGUUCUGGCGUCGGCGCCCACGGAUCGGGCGUGCGGGACGGCGCCAAAGUCGGGCCCGGCAGAGGCGUCCACGGGAGACGUCGGCAGCACGGAUGGCCGGCCGCAGCAGCAGCAGCAGCACCAGCAGCAGCACCAGCAGCAGCACCAGCGGCGACACAGCCUCCUCCCCUCGAUCCCCAGCGCGUCGCGGCUGUCCAUGGUCAGCCGCAUGAGCUCGGACGUGGCGUCAAUUGGCUCCGACGACGACAUGGCGUGCCGGCGCUGCGGCGGGCGCGAGUUCAAGGCCAAGCGCUCGGGCGUGGCGCGCCAGCAGCGGUUCGUGUGCGCAAAGUGCGGCUCGCCGGCCCCGGCCCAGGACGGCGCCGCGCCGGUGGCGUCGCCGGCCGCCAGGAAGCGCUAGGACGCGCCGCUGGGCCGGUGGUGGGGGCGGCUCCGAGGGGCGUUGCGGCGGGGGACCUGCCCGUGCUGUGGACGAGCAAAUAUCAAGAGGGGCGGUAGCGCCCAAGCGCGAUAAUCCAGGCGAGCACACGGGUUGAUGUACAUAUACCUUUUUUUUUUCAUUAUUUUAAUCUUCUUUUCUUUGUUUCCGGAACCGGAAAGCACGGCGCGACUGUCGCAUACAGGGCACUCUUGGCUGGGGCCGUCACGGGUCAUCGGGAAUUCGUUUUCGAUAUACUUUGUAGUUAUGCCAUUACGUAUCAUAACCUUCCUGGCAACGAUUCUAUGAAUCCAGGUCUACCC